CGCUCCUGUCGGCAAGUAAAGGAAGUUAUGCGCGUUUUGUUUGUAUGUUGAGGUGGUUCGCGUUUUUUUGGAAACUGCGCUGGAAAUACAUGGAUUCGCGAGAGAAAGUGAUCUGAAGAAGGCUCUCAAAGUGGGUGCUGGGCAGCCGAGGUCCCCGGUUGAGCAGUUGUCGGCAUGGUUCCGGGGAGCGAGGAGCCCUCCAGCAUUGCCAAGUUUUAUAAGGACCAGGUGGUUUUCCUCACGGGAGGCACGGGGUUCAUCGGCAAGGUUCUGCUCGAAAAGCUCCUGAGGUCAUGCUCUGGCGUGAAGCACAUAUACCUGCUGAUGCGGGGCAAGAAUGGCACGGAUCCACGUGCCAGAUUAGAAUCGGUGCUCACUUCCAAGGUGUUCGAACGUUUGAAGCAAGAACAGCCGACAGCCCUACAAAAGGUGUCCCCCAUAGCCGGAGACCUCACGCAGCCCGAUCUCGGUCUCAGUGCUGCGGAUCGGCAAACGCUCGUCGAAAACGUCUCCAUCGUCUUCCACUCUGCUGCCACCGUAAAGUUUGAUGAGCCUCUCAAACGUGCCGUUCAGCUCAACGUUCUUGGAACACGUCGUGUAGUCGACCUCUGCAAAGAGAUGCCAAAUUUACGCGUGCUUGUACACGUAUCUACAGCAUACUGUAACUGUGAUAAGGAUGAAAUAGACGAGGUGGUUUAUCCACCUCCACUAGAUCAUCGAAACAUUAUUGAAGCAGCACAGUGGAUGGAUGACACAAUGAUGAACACCAUGACACCAUUCCUACUUGGGAAAAGGCCAAACACGUAUACGCUCACUAAGGCCCUGGCCGAAUCCUUGGUGGUGGAAGAGCGGGGUCAGCUCCCCAUUGCCAUUGUACGGCCAUCUAUAGUCACUGCCUCUUGGAAAGAACCCUUCAUGGGUUGGGUGGACAACUAUAACGGCUUCACAGGCAUUAUAGUAUCAUGUGGUCUGGGAUUGCUGCGGUCCGUGAUUAUUAACCAAGAUAGUAUAGCAGACGUAGUGCCGGUGGAUAUCGUAGUAAACAUGUUGAUUUCGGUGGCAUGGCACACAGCAACACGCAGAACUGAACACGUUCGGGUGUACAACUGCACUAGCGGCAUGCUGCAGCGGCAGACAUGGGGUGAGGUCACUGCCACAACUCACGAGAUGAUCAUUCGUCACCCUCUGCCGCACGUCAUGCGGUACCCCGUAGUGUCUUUCAGCGGUAGCCCCCUGGUGCAUGACCUACGCCUCUUCUUCCUUCAUUACCUUCCUGCUCAGGCCUUUGACAUGGGGCUGAGGCUUGUCGGGAAAAAGCCCAAGCUAGUAGAGUUAUACCAUAGGGUACGAAAAGGAAUAGAUGCAGUGCAAUACUUCACAACUAAUGGAUGGCUCUUCCGUUCCAACAAUGUAGUGGCACUGGUUGAUGAACUCUCACCUACAGAUCGGCAGUUGUUCAACUUUGAUGUCAGGACAAUGCAAUGGCUCCUGUAUUGGGAGCAGUACGUCAUUGGAAUCAGGAAAUACCUAUUCAAGGAGGACGUCUCUAAACUUCCAGAAGCAAGGAAGCAUAUGAAAUGGUUAUACUUGGUGCACCUGUCCCUAAACCUGCUAACGCUAGCGUUCGUGUGGCGGUUGCUUGUUGUGCGUUCAGCAGCAGCUCGGAACCUGUGGUAUUUCAUGCUUACCUUCGUGGGAAGGCUGUACAAGAUCCUACCCAUGCUGAACCCACACUGACAACAGCAGAAGGACGUUUCGCAACUCUAUUCCACACUGUGCAGUCGUUACUCCAAAAUGGUUGCCCUGCGACAGCACCCCCUCGGCCAUGUGUCGUUCGUGUCGAGAGGAAGGUGAGACGGAAGGGGAUGUUGAAGAUGAUGAACACUGUGCUGCGCGUAUUCCAUGGCCUCUGGACACAUUUUGCACACUUCCUAUCCCGAGUGAAUUUUUUUUUUCUUUCUAUUUCUUCCUGUUUUUUUUUUUAUAUAUAUAUAAUCUGUCUCUUUAGUAAUGUCAUGGUGCUGCCUGCGAAUGGAAUUAGUUCCAAAUGGACUAAUGCUGUCGUUAAAUGAUGCAAAAUUUAUAUUUUACACAUGCAGCUCAAACUAUCUCAACUAAGAAGCAUCUCAGUGUUGCAUUUGAAGUGAAAAAAAAAAGGUCAUAGUCAUAUCUUGCAGUUUGAGAGUAAUGUGAAUACCUGUAUCUGAGACAUUUUUCUUGUCGUCAUAAUUUAUCCCACAGAAGUUACGCCGUCAGCUAAUAUUGUAGCGGCAGUUGUAAGAAACAUUGCCAAAAAAAGCAGAGAUACGAUCAUUGCCCCAGUUGGAUGUCUUUCCCCUCUUCACAAUAGCUUACUCAGUGCCACUUAGAACUAUACAGAAUGCAGCCUACUUUCAACAUCAUAGUGACAGGAUGAAUACCACUGUACAUAAAUAUACUUUUCCUAAAUGCAGGUUAUUUUUGCGGCCCAAGUUUGUUUCAAAAUGGAGCUGUCAGUCUUUUUUAAGCACCUUUUUCUAGGUCUCCGUACACCACUAACGUACAAUAGGCUACAAAUGCAGCUGCCGACUGUGGCAAAUAGUUGCAAGUGCAAAGUGACGCCAUUACCUAUCAUUCGAGCCACAAUUUUGAACCCUUUUGAAUACUAUGUACAUCAUGUUAGCAAACUUUGCCCCCCUCUUCCAGUGUAAAACACGCGUACAUAUAUGGUACGAUAUGCCAGAAUCCUAGCUAACAUUGAGUGUGUUUUACUGCAGUUUUGUACAGGUAUUUAUGUGAAGGCAGUUGCCUGCUGCAAUCAGUCGAUCAUGGAUCAUAGGCAGUACCUUAGGCGAGUCUUGGUAUUGAAUGCACCCUUGAUUCCAGACGUCAUGGAGUCAUGUUUGUGAUAACCUGUUACAGCUGUGGUUUUGCUGAUUUGCCCCAUUUUUAACAGAUCUAUUUAUGACUGUUUUUGGUUGAUUAUACAUACAUGCAUGAAUGUACAUACAUUUCCCGUCAACAACUGCAUUUUUUUUAUUGUUUGCAGUAGUUCUCACUGCCUUUAUUUUUGUUCAAGUCAUUAUAUAUCUUAGGUCAGCUGUACAUGAAUUGCAACACACUAUUAUGGAUAGUGGUAGAGAUGAGGCAGCGCUAAUACGUGUUUCUUAGAGCAUAAGUACUUUAUGAUUUUAAUAUGAAUAAAUUAAGCUCUCUGGGUGCUUCUUAUUGUAAAACAAAGUUGAUUAUGACAUUAAGAAGAGGGAAAAACUUCGAAUCUGUCUGUUACUAACCUCAGGGUUAAGGAACGGUGGAACAUCAGUAUUGCACACAGCACAGGGAAAGCGCAACACAGCUAUAAAAGUACAGAUCCAAUGUUUUUCGAUAUAAGAGAACAUAAUCUGAACACCACAGUAACCGCCAGCUAUCUUGUAUCAAUGAUAAUAUUUAAUGCUGCUAAAACAUCCCUUCCUGACACUCAUUUGACUGGAUUAGUACAUUAUUUUCUCUACUUGAUAUUGGGGUGUCGGCUAAAAUUAUGAAACGAAAUUUGUCUAAGAUAUGUCUGAUAAUGUACAACACAUUAUACUGCGCAUACCAAGUGAAGAUAUGUGACACUCUCCAGUUUUGAUCUACUAAAUAGACAAUCCCCACUUUAGGAAAGCCCGAUUACCCAUGAUUCCUUGUGGUAACAUAAACUCUGGAAAUGGUAUAUGAAUCCACUCAGAAAUAAAAAUAGCGGUACUCGUAAUUUUAAAAAGAAAAAGACUGCGUUCUUCCAUGAAAUGGAAAAGGCAAGAAAUGCAAAAAAUAAAAAAAAAUGACAAACACACAAACACAACAGGCAUUUGACUAUUAACAUGCUUUCUAUUCCGAAGCGUGCUUUAUAAGCAACCACAUUACAUUAUAUAAUUGGGGUUUUAAGCAACGAGACAACUGAGAUCAUGAGCGACGCCACAGCGGUCGGUCUGUGGAUUGCUUUUGCCCACCUGAGGAUUCUUUUAACGUGCGAUAAAAGCUCACCACAGGCACCCCGUAUUUAACGUCCCUCGGUGAAGACAGCGACCACACUACACGUUUUUGUUCUAACACAAACAGCCCUUGUCAUCCGGUUCCUAUUCCCUACGUAUACCCUAAGCAGAUGUUAAGCACUUGACACAACAGAAUUUCAGUUUUGGCCGGGAUAUGUGUGAAGGUUGGCACAGUGCCCUGCCUGUAAACUAAUUUAUGUACUUUCACAAAGCAGUCCUCUAUGCCAAUGUCCUAACUACGUUUGCUUUGAAGACAGACAUAGAUUACACGACCGGAAACGUGCAUCCAUUUGUUUCACAGUGUGGCUUAUUCCAGUGGCUCUGUUUCGUAUUUAUGUUAUCAGGUUUUCUUAUUCAUAACACAAUUUGUGCCAAUACUUCCGCUGUUGAUAUUUUUACAAAUAGACACAAGCUCAAAAGCAGUGAAUUGUGGUGCGUAAGAUUGUACAAGUUGCGGUGCACAUUUUUGAGACAGCAGUGUUGUUAAAACUUAUGGUAUUAAGGAAUGUUUAGAACGUGUUCCAUGUACUGCAGCAGUAUCAGGCAGAAAGUCUAGAAAUACAGUGAAUGGAUCGUAUAUCGCUCCGAGGUGAAAAAUGUUGCAUGUGGAAUCCCUUGCAAGUGGUUUAUGAACUGGGCUAGAUUUAAUGCACUGUGAGCACCUUAGGACCAUAUUCUUAAACGAUCCUUCACUCGACCUUCAACAUGUGCUGCUCCUCAAGACCGGUUUUGUGCCUCAAAAAUUGACCGUGACUGGAAAACUCUCCCCCCCACCACCCCCACCACCCCCCACCGAGCAGAAGAAAUCCUUGCCGCUUUCCUCAAAGUCAAAUGCCUCCUCCUCACGUAAAGGAGCGAUUCUUUCCUCCACUCACUGUAGUUGAGGCAGUGUGUCGAAUUGAGGAUCGUUUAAGAAUACGGCCGUUAGUCUAAAAAUGUAUCGCCCAUUUCUUGACAGAUUGCCACGUACAAUUUACAAUUUGUGCUGGGACUACCGUAUUUACUUGCACAAUUAACACUCCCUCAUUAAAAAAGUACACUCCCAACUUCGGCACCCAAACGUUGGUACUUUUUCCUACGUGUUUGACACGUUCCAACCUUAGCAGCUGCAGCGUAAAUAACGCGACCGCUCUGCGGCGCUACAAUUGUGGGUUUGGUGUUAAUUAUGUGAGUAAAUAUGGAAUUUCACUCGAUGGAUGUUUUAAUGUAAAUAGCAGUUCCCCUUACCAACGGGCCCUAGCGAGCCCAAAGUUUGAGCAUUCUUAAAACGUGCAUGUUUAUUAAGUAGUAGCGAAGUAGUUAUUUGAUUGUCUUUGCUACGAAACGGUGCAAGCUGUGGAAUUUACUAACUGCCACUGCCCACGAGCAAGUGUCCAGAUAGCUUCUUACAAUUAAUUUCACUCUUUCUCCACACAUGUUAUCUUCUCUUCUUUUUUUUUUUUUUAUGUACCGUCGUUAAUUCUGUCCUGUUUGGUGCGAAAGGUUAAACGGUUGUGGAAUCAGUGUCGCACAUUCCAAAAAUUAUGUGGAGGUUCAUGUGCAGAUGCUAUGCAGCAUCACUGCACAUACAACGUGCGGUGGUCCCAGCCUAACUCCACGAAGGCUGAUGGGACGUUAAAGUAUGCGACUCGUGUGAUUACAACUACACCUUGGUAGUAACAUCACAACGCGUAUGUUGAUUGUUUAAAAGCAAUCGUGGUUAUUGAAUUCGGAGGGAUCACAGCGAGUUCUGUAACGUCGAUUGAUCGGUCUGGGACUGCCACUGACGCACCAGCCUGCUGUUGGGCUAUGGGCCAGUACAAGACAAGCAUUAGAAUGUGCUUUUCAACAGAACGUCGUAUUUCACCACAUCACCUAAAACCGUUGAGGCAUGAUACAUUAGGGGUGGUGAUAGUGCAUGUGUUGUGUGUAACCCAAAGUAUAAUUGUUCAGAAUCUGUACAACGAAACAGAGCCUGCGGACAGCAUAGUUGACCACCUUUAUUGUAUAUCAAUGACCACUUAGCUGCACCAUCAUCACCCCCUAUGCAAGCAUAGUACCCCGAAUGAGUCUGCAUUCGUUCCUUUGGACAUUCGGAAACCUUGACAUACUGUAAACCUUCAAACUCGUACCUUGAUCUUGCAGACGUGUGUUGUGCGUCGUUACUUAGGGGGCAGAGUAGCCAGCGUCUGUCCGAUGCAGUAGAGUGUUUCCCACCCAAUCCUUCCAAGUUUGGGUAAAAAGCGCACGCAGGGUGAUGAACUUGUCUUUAGAGGGAAUGAAUUUAUCCUUUGCCAAGCCACUAUAGUGUGAGAAUGUUGGAAAAAUUAGGAAUGGAUGAGAAUGGUGCACGGAAAUCUAGUCCACUUCCGCGAAGAACAAGACUUAGUAUUUGUAUAAACUACCCUUACAGUCCCACCUGCUUCUGUCUCUGUCACUCGUACCUAGAUUGCUAGCAGUGUUGACAGGGGCACAUGUAUGUAUCAUAGAUUUCAAUAUGAACUUUGAAUAUCUCGAAGCAGCUCAAAAUAAAAAUUUCUCGAUGAGCAACA
This is a messenger RNA of Ornithodoros turicata, 6541 nucleotides long. Its product is annotated as putative fatty acyl-CoA reductase CG5065. Lineage: Eukaryota; Metazoa; Arthropoda; Arachnida; Ixodida; Argasidae. Gene Ontology annotation, molecular function: alcohol-forming very long-chain fatty acyl-CoA reductase (NADP+) activity. The record is from RefSeq and is a predicted model, not a curated record. The coding region runs from base 175 to 1737 and encodes 520 amino acids. The transcript has 13 exons. Gene Ontology annotation, biological process: long-chain fatty-acyl-CoA metabolic process. Gene Ontology annotation, cellular component: peroxisome.